This is a messenger RNA of Pipra filicauda (Wire-tailed manakin), 2170 nucleotides long. RefSeq lists its product as uncharacterized. NCBI's taxonomy places the organism in Eukaryota, Metazoa, Chordata, Aves, Passeriformes, Pipridae. The record is from RefSeq and is a predicted model, not a curated record. Bases 1 to 1512 code for a protein of 503 amino acids. The transcript is spliced from 4 exons.
AUGGCCAGGGAGACUUUAUUGGAUGCCGUGAGCUCCCUCAUGGAGAUCAUCUCUCCAGAGAGCCUCCUCCCCUCCGUGUCACUGUCGUACUGUCCAUCAGUGUCCACUGAGAUGUUAUGUCGACGCAGGCGGGCUCCGGGGGUGAUGGCGUUGCGACGGCUGAGGCGGCCAGCUGUGACCAGCGAUACACGGAGAACGUGUAUUAUGCUACAGCUGGAAGAUAUACAGAUUGUGUCUUUAGUCACACACACAACUUUGCCAACAGUUAAAGCCGGUACCAAGUUCAGCGGCCAGGCGCCGCGAACGCCCGGCUCUCACUCAGCAUCUCCAUCAGGCCCGCUGCUUUCGGGGCCCUGCGCCGCCUCUCCCGGUACCGAGCCACUCUCCCGGCAGGCGCAUCCCGGCGCGGAACGGGACCCCCGACGCCGCCGGCCCGGGGCACCGACGGCCGGCGGUCCUGCGAACCCGCGGGAGCCGGAGCGCUGCGGGGCGGGAGAAGCGCCGGUCCCCGGCUCCGCGCAGCGGGGCGGGCGGCGCGACCGCGACUCGCCGGGAUGGGAGGUGAGCGGGGGGACACAGGGAGCCGGACGCCCCUCUACUGCGAGGCCCCCGGUUGUCACAGCAACGCGGCAGCGCCUCUCCCCAAACUUUGGUCGCUAUAACGACCGGGCCGCGGCCGCGGCAUCCCCCGGGCGGGCGGUUCUGCGCCGCGGGGCCGUCGGGGCGGCGCUCACCUAUGGUGGAGACGACGGUGCCCACGAAGUAGAAGGCGCCGGGGAAGUCCCAGCGGGGCCGCAGGGCGUCGACGCGGAUGCCCGCGGCCAUAGCCGCCUCGUAGCUCCGCAGGAAGGCGCGCAGCUCCGGCAGGCUGAUGUUGAAGAUGCGGCUGAAGUUGUGCAGGGUCCGGUUCCAGCGGAGCUGCGCCGCCGCCUCCGACGGGCUCUCGAGGGCCGAGAAGACGGUGGCGCCGGCGCUCAGCUGGGAUCCAGUCCUCAGCAUGUUCCCAGAAGUACUUGCCUUGCUGCAGCAGAGCGUGGUGAAGAGUGGAGGAGGAAUGUCUGUCUGGGAGCCCGGAGUCCUGAAUCUCGUGAUGCUACUGAGACAACAAUGAUGGGAAUGAGUCCUCCUUACAUUUCAUGUCCCUUCCUGCAUUUGACAGGUGAGUGCUUUAACCUAGCUGGUUUGAUGGACAUGGCAAAGGUAACUUUCCCACUCUCCCUAGGGGUUCACUAUGCUCAAGGGAAGGUGCAGGCAUGUGGAUCUGGAAAUGGGGCUGCCGGGCAGACAAAGCUGCAAGACAGGCAAGUCUACAUAUCCUGUAUAUAUAAAAGUCAAGGACAGCUUGAGAAAUUGUCAGAAAAAGUCGUGAAAUGGCAAACAACUUUAUCAUGCCAUCUGAAGAUACACUGUAUGUGUUUUACGGACCCUGGGGCUACACAGUUCCUAGAAAUCUCUCCAACCAGUGGCAUUGAAAUGAAACCUGCUAAGCUGACACUCACUCCAUCAGGAUGAGGCUUUACAGAAGUUCAGGACAGGCAGCCUUUGAUCACAGCACUGAAGAAAAUAUUGGCAAUCCCUUUGGCCUGCCAGAUUUGUUUUCUAGAAUGAGAAGCUUCAGAGCGCGAUCCUUGCUGAUUACAACUGUCAGUUAUCAACAGACAGGUCAAAAUGUCCCUUCUGCCCGGGAUUUGUCCCUCUUCUUUUUUUCAGGUACGUGCUGGCUGAUGGUCCUCUGAGACCAUUUACCCUGCUAAACUUUUCCUAAGCAGGUUCCACUUGUGACUAGGCAACUUCAUACAAUUUGGUUUGUUCUCGAGGAUGUGUGGAGUCAAAGCAUGUGGCUCUGGUUCUCAUGCAGGUAUCAGGACUGCUGAUAUUUUUGGGAGCAUUAGCAUUCAUCACAUUAGCAUUAGCAUUCAUCACACAUUUAUUGGUACCUGACCCAAGGCUCCUGGCAGUGACCGGCUGGUGUGUUUCCUGGGCCGUGGACCAGAUGAGACAUAUGUGUGAAUGUGUGCAUGUGUGUGCAUGCAGAUAAUUUCCCUUGCAUUAAUAAAAAAAGUGAGCCUACAGUUGGUUGAUCAUCAGUGUAUCCAUCCAAUGUAUGGCAACUUGUGUUGAGUAACCAACUUUACACAAGGUCUCAUUUUCACUCCCUCCUCUCUCUUUU